AGAGACGGCAAUAUGGCGAGAAUGCCUGGCAGCGGGGACUGUAACACCAGCGCGGGCGCCAGCGCCGGCGCCGCCGCCGCCGCCGCCGCCGAGAACAAUGGGGAGCGGGGCGAGGGCGAGCGCGGCGUGGGGGGCCGCGGACGGCGCCACGGCCGCCCGCACUACUGCAGCGCGGGCGAGGAGGAGGAGGAGGACGAGGAGGAGGAGGAGGACGAGAUCCAGGAGGUGCGGAUAACGGGGGACGAGGAGGAGGAGGAGGACGAGGAGGAGGAGGACGGAGGUGGGGGGCUGGAGGAGGAGGAGGAGGAGGAAGAGGAGGAGAUGGGGCUCGACUGGGAAGAGCCCCUGGAGCCCGAGGACUCGGCCGGGGAGGAGCUGGAGCCCGAGCCGGUCCAUAUGAUCGAUAUGGACCAGGGCGCCGCGCUGGAGCCCGAGGCGCCCCCGAGGCUGCUGGCGCCCCGGGCGCGCGGCGGGCCGCCGGGGGACAGCGUGGACCCCCUGGACCCCGACGUGCUGCAGCGCCCCGAGCGGGCCCGGCUGAGCGAGAACACCCGGCUGGCCACCCGCUACGCCGUGCGCAUCUUCCGGGAGUACCUGAGCGAGAAAGCGCAGAGCCCGGACUUCGAGACCAUGGACAAGGGGGCGCUGUGCCGCGUGCUGCGCUCCUUCUACGCCGAGGCCCGCUCCAAGAGCGGCCAGCUCUACAGCAAGUCCUCGCUCAUCAGCAUCCGCAGCUCCCUCAACCGCUACCUCAACGAGCCCCCGUACUGCCGCACGCUCGACCUCACCAAGGACCCCGAGCUGCGCAGCGCCAACCUGACGCUGGCCGCCGUCAUCCGCAAGCUGGAGGAGCAGGGCGCGGGGCCGGUGGUCCAGAAACAAGCCAUCACGCGCGCCGACCUGCGCAAGCUCUACACCUCCAGCGUCUUCAGCACCAACACGCCCUUCGGGCUGCUCAACAAGGUCUGGUUCGAGACCUGCAUGUACUUCUGCACGCGCGGCCGCGAGAACCAGCGCGAGCUGGAGGAGGACUCUUUCGGGCUGGCCAUGGACGAGGACGGGCGCAAGUUCGUCUACUUCAAAUCCCUCGGGCCCUACCACAAGUCGCGCUCGUCGUCCUGGAGCAAGAAGCGCGCCGAGAGCAGCGACGAGGAGAACUUGCCCCGCAUGUACGAGACGGGCACCGAGUUCUGUCCAUACGCCAGCUUCGUCAAGUACCUGUCCAAGCGCAAUCCCCUCUGUAAGGCGUUCUUCCAGCGGCCCCGGGACCACUGCAGCGAGGGCGAUGUGACCUGGUACGAAAACAAAGCCAUCGGCAAGAACUUGUUGGGUACCAGGAUGCAGAUGCUCUCCAAGGCGGCCAAGCUAUCCAAGACUUACACCAACCACUGCAUCGGCGCCGUCUCCAUCGCCACGCUCAACAGCAUCGCGGGCAUCGGUACCAAGCUGGGCUCGCCGGCCCCGCACGGCUGCUACCCCGAGGCUCUGAACGGGGCGACCCGCCACCACUCCCAUCAUCCCCCCACGCAUCCCUCCCACCACCACCGCCCCCAGCCGCCCUCGCUGGGGAACACUUACGCCCUCCCCAAAGACAGCCAGGUGGGGCCCGACGUGAAACCCGAGGCUGGGCCCAAGCGCGCUCUGUACGAGUCCGUGUUUGGGUCUGGGGAAAUCUGCGGCCCUUCUUCCCCCAAAAGACUUUGUAUCCGCCCCUCGGAGCCUGUGGAUGCGGUGGUGGUGGUUUCCGUGAAACACGACCCCCUGCCUCUUCUUCCAGAAGCCAAUGGGCACCGAAGCACCAAUUCUCCCACAGUAGUUUCACCUGCCAUUGUUUCCCCCACCCAGGACAGUCGACCCAAUAUGUCAAGACCUCUGAUCACUAGAUCCCCUGCAUCUCCACUGAACAACCAAGGCAUCCCUACGCCAGCACAGCUCACCAAGUCCAACGCGCCCGUCCACAUUGAUGUGGGAGGCCACAUGUAUACCAGCAGCCUGGCUACCCUCACCAAAUACCCCGAAUCAAGAAUCGGAAGACUUUUUGAUGGUACAGAGCCCAUUGUUUUGGACAGUCUCAAACAGCACUAUUUCAUUGACAGAGAUGGACAGAUGUUCAGAUAUAUCUUGAAUUUCCUACGAACAUCCAAACUCCUCAUUCCUGAUGAUUUCAAGGACUAUACGUUGUUAUAUGAAGAGGCAAAAUAUUUUCAGCUACAGCCCAUGCUUUUGGAGCUGGAACGAUGGAAGCAAGACAGAGAAACUGGCCGUUUUUCACGGCCCUGUGAGUGCCUCGUGGUACGGGUGGCCCCAGACCUCGGAGAGAGGAUCACCCUCAGCGGCGACAAGUCCUUGAUAGAAGAAGUGUUUCCAGAGAUCGGCGACGUAAUGUGUAACUCCGUCAAUGCAGGCUGGAAUCACGACUCAACGCACGUCAUCAGGUUUCCCCUAAAUGGCUACUGUCACCUUAACUCAGUCCAGGUCCUUGAGAGGUUGCAGCAAAGAGGAUUUGAAAUUGUGGGCUCCUGUGGGGGUGGAGUGGACUCGUCUCAGUUCAGUGAAUAUGUCCUCCGGAGGGAGCUGAGGCGGACAGCCCGUGUACCUUCUGUCAUCCGAAUAAAACAAGAGCCUCUGGACUAAACAGACAUGUUUCUUAUGCAAAAACAAACAAACAAGGAGGAAAACAUACAUGACCACACAAUCAGAAGUGGGACAUUUAUGUGCAGUUGGGACAGCAAAUCAAGUUCUGGACCUAAAAUUGAAUAAAAGACACAUUUAUAUCAAAUAGA
This is a messenger RNA of Dipodomys ordii (Ord's kangaroo rat), 2783 nucleotides long. RefSeq names its product potassium channel tetramerization domain containing 1 (gene Kctd1). The record is from RefSeq and is a predicted model, not a curated record. Gene Ontology annotation, molecular function: transcription factor binding; transcription corepressor activity. Gene Ontology annotation, biological process: negative regulation of DNA-templated transcription; protein homooligomerization. The transcript is spliced from 5 exons. Lineage: Eukaryota; Metazoa; Chordata; Mammalia; Rodentia; Heteromyidae. Gene Ontology annotation, cellular component: nucleus. The coding region runs from base 13 to 2634 and encodes 873 amino acids.